AUGUAUGCAUUGACUAUUAGUGGAGAGGAGGACCAGUACCUGAGUGUUCCGCCUGACCCAGGCAUCCGCACGAGUGAGGCUACCGCCCUAGGUGCUUGCGUGUCUGCUGCCCCAGGUACUGGUGAGGCUACUGCUCUAGGUGCGUGUGUGUCCGCCACCCCAGGUGCUACUGAGUCCACUGAGGCACUGCACACCUUCACUCUAGACUCAGGCGCUUCGCGCUGUUUCUUUCGUGACCGCACUGCUCUUGAGCCCCUUGCUCGACCAGUCGCUGUCUCGCUCGCUGACCCCUCUGGGGGUCCGGUCAUUGCGACCUCCUCCACCCUCCUUCCUUGUCCUGCUGUCCCGUCGGGCACACUGUCAGGUCUCCACCUCCCCUCGUUCUCUACGAACUUGGUGGCGGGUUGUGCGCUUCAGGAUGGGGGUGUUCACCAGUUCACCCCUGCCUACGAGCGUGUGACACACUGCACGUGUGCUCGGACGGGCCGUCACCUGGCUACCUUCACUCGGCAGCCGGGGUCGGACCUGUACACACUGGCCACUGAGUCCCCUCAGGUAGCGGCGUCUGCGUCUGCGUCUGCGUCAGGUCAGCUCUCUGCCCCCUGCUCGUGUCGCUCUCUAGCGCACAAGACUGUCCUCUGGCACCACCGACUUGGUCACCCAUCAGUGCAGCGCCUUCGGGGCAUGCACGCCCGGUACCUUGUCUCUGGUCUUCCUCGGGUACUCCCUCCCCUCCCACCCUCCCUUGCUCCUCCUUGUCUUCCCUGUGUCGAGGGGCGGCAGCGCGCUGCCCCUCACUCCUCCUCGUUCCCCCCGACGACUGCUCCUUUGCAGACGCUCCACAUGGACGUGUGGGGCCCAGCCCGCGUCCGUGGUCAGGGCCAGGAGAGGUACUUCUUGAUCGUCGUUGACGACUACUCGCGCUACACCACGGUCUUCCCCUUGCGCACCAAGGGUGAAGUCCCUGAUGUUCUGAUCCCCUGGAUCAGCAGAGCACGUCUUCAGCUGCGAGAGCGUUUUCGCUCGGGGUUUCCUGUUCUGCGCUUGCACUCUGACAGAGGUGGCGAGUUCUCCUCCGACCUCUUGGCAGCCUACUGUGCCGAGCAUGGCAUUCGCCAGUCGUUCACGCUCCCGGCCUCUCCACAGCAGAAUGGGGUUGCUGAGCGCCGCAUUGGCUUGGUCAUGGAGGUCGCUCGUACCUCCUUAGUCCACGCGGCUGCCCCCCACUUUCUGUGGCCGUUUGCGGUCCGGUACGCUGCGCAUCAGCUCAACCUCUGGCCCCGUGUCUCCGCUCCGGAGACCUCGCCCACACUGCUGUGGACGGGGGAGGUUGGCGAUGCGUCACGCUUCCGUGUCUGGGGAUCCCGAGCUUUUGUUCGCGACACGUCUGCGGACAAGCUCUCCUCCCGCACUGCUCCCUGUGUCUUUCUUGGCUUUGUCCCGGAUGCGUCUGGCUGGCAGUUUUACCACCCCGCCUCGCACCGAGUCUUCCCCUCUCAGGACGUCACUUUUGACGAGUCCGUGCCCUUCUACCGCCUCUUCCCCUACCGCACUGCCCCGCUCCCUCCCCCGCCUCUCUUCCUCGCGCCAGGUGCUGCAGUGGUAGACCCCCUUCCCCCUCAGGGUGCCGCUCCCUCAGGUGUCUCUCAGGUAGACCCGGUUGAGCCUGCCGAGGUAGCUGUCGACUCGCGUCCUGCUGGAGGUGCUGAGCCUGAGCGUGCGGAGCCUGAGCGUGCGGAGCCUGAGCGGGCGGAGCCUGGGGGUGCUGAGUCUGGGGGUGCUGAUCCUGGGGGUGCUGAGCCUGGGGGUGCUGGGUUUGGGGGUACUGAGCCUGGCGUUGCUGAGUCUAGGGGUACUGCGCCUGGAGUUGCUGAGCCUGGGGGUGCUGAGCCUGGUGGUGUUACAGUUGACUGUGAGGCGCCUGGAGGACCUCCCUCUUCGCAGCAGCUGCGUGAGUGGUACUCACGGUACUGCAGCCUCCGGCGGGGUGAGUCUCGGGCUCGUGGUACUGCUGGAGUUGGUACUCGUGCUUUCCCACCACGGCGGGAGCCGCCCUCUUCCCCUCAGCUUCGAGAGUGGUACGCUCGGCACAUCAGUCUCCGUAGUGGAGCUGCUGGUGCUGGGGUCCCCGGAGUUGACGCUGCUGCGAGUACUACGGCCCCUGGUGCUGGAGGUGCUGCUGCUGCUGGCGGUGCUGCUGGAGGUGCUGCUGCUGCUGGCGGUGCUGCUGGAGGUGCUGCUAGUACUGAGGACCCGGGCGUUGGAGCUGCUGUGGGUGCUACGGACCCUGGUGCUGGAGGUGCAGCUGCUACUGGCGGGGCUGCUGGAGGUACUGCUGCUGCUGGCGGUGCUGCUGGAGGUGCUGCUGGAGGUGCUGCGGACCCUGGUGCUGGAGGUGCUGCUGCUCUGGAGGUGCUGCUGCUGCCGCUGGUGUCUCUGCUGGUUCGAGAGCUGCUGCACGGCCACGACCGUACUUUGUUCCGCUCCUUCAGCAGGUUCUUGCCACAGUUACCGCCUGCCUCACCACUCCCUGUGCCUGCUCCUUACACUGGUCCGACUGACGGUCUUGCUGAGAGACGUGAGCCUGCGUCACGUCCUGUGUCACCUGCGUCUCGUCGAGCGUCACCUGUUCGAGCUGCUACCACUGGUAGUCGUGUCCCGCGUGAGCGUCCUCCUGCUGUCCCAGGCACGCACCGGAUGGCGCUUCGUCAGUCCACUGCUCCGCAGCGUGUUGCUCUCCCGUUGCCUCCUGCGUCCUCUCUUCCUGCUCUUGCUGACCCGGAGUCAGACUCCCUUCGCGCUGCCAGUCCUACUGUCACACGUCUCCUGGCUACGGUUGUCACUGACCCUUCCUUUGAGUCCGCUGCUGCGUCUGCCCUAGUCACUGAGCUUGUCGACUUUGCAGCUGCGUGUCGUCUAGACUACGCAGCGAGUCUUGUUGCUGAGUCUGAGUCUGCCUGUCCUCCGUCCGUUGGGGGUGAGUGUGCUCUUGGCACGGACGUCCUUGAGGACAGGCAGGAGGAGUUUGGUUGCCUUGCCGCUGCUUUGCCCCAUCUCGUGUCCAUGCUUGUUGCCCCUGAGGGAGACCCGGAUGCACCAGACAUCCCGACCCCACGCUCUUACGCAGAGGCGAUGGCCGGUCCCUACUCCUCUCAGUGGCAGUCAGCCAUGGACACAGAGAUGGCUUCCUGGAAGUCCACAGGCACCUACGUCGACGAGGUUCCCCCACCUGGGGCGAACAUCGUCAGUGGCAUGUGGAUUUUCAGGGUGAAGCGGCCGCCGGGCUCUCCGCCUGUCUUCAAGGCGCGUUACGUUGCACGAGGCUUCAGUCAGCGAGAGGGAGUUGACUUCUUCCAGACCUUCUCCCCGACCCCGAAGAUGACCACUCUUCGGGUUCUGCUACACGUCGCCGCUCAGCGUGACUACGAGCUCCACUCUCUUGACUUCAGCACAGCUUUCUUGCAGGGCAGCCUGCACGAGGAGAUCUGGCUGCGCCGCCCACCUGGCUUCACUGGGUCGUUCCCUCGUGGCACCCAGUGGAGCCUCCGGCGGCCAGUCUACGGUCUCCGCCAGGCGCCGCGUGAGUGGCACGACACACUGAGGACUACACUUGCGGCUCUUGGGUUUGCUCCUUCUACUGCUGACCCGUCGCUGUUUCUGCGCACCGACACCUCGCUGCCGCCGUUCUACAUCCUCGUGUACGUCGACGACUUGGUCUUUGCCACUGCGGACACUGCCGCACUCGCCCACGUGAAGAGACACACGUGCACAGACCUGGGUGAACUGACAAGCUAUCUUGGCUUGCGGAUCACCCGGGACAGAGCACGCCGCACCAUUACCCUGACUCAGUCACACAUGGUGCAGCAGGUCCUUCAGCGCUUCGGCUUCACGUACUCCUCGCCUCAGUCCACUCCUCUGCCUACGGGUCACUCGCUCUCAGCUCUGCCUUCGGAUGAGUCCGUAGAGUCGAGUGGUCCGUAUCCAGAGCUUGUGGGCUGCCUCAUGUACCUGAUGACCUGCACUCGACCUGACCUAGCAUACCCUCUCAGCAUCUUAGCACGCUAUGUUGCUCCCGGCCGUCACCGGAAGGAGCACAUGGAUGCAGCUAAGAGGGUGUUGCGCUACUUGUGCAGUACGUCGGGCAUGGGGCUAGUGCUUGGAGGGCGAGACCGGCCUGUUCUCACUGGGCACUCAGACGCUUCUUGGGCAGACGACCAGGCUACUCAGCGGUCGUCUCAGGGUUACACCUUCAGUCUUGGCUCUGGCUCUGUCUCUUGGCGUUCUACUCGUUCUUCUUCUGUUCUCAGCUCCAGCUGUGAGGCUGAGAUCUACGCCACGGCCAUGGCUGCCCAGGAGCUUCGCUGGCUCACCUACCUGCUGACUGACCUUGGAGAGCAGCCUCGUUCUCCUCCAGUGCUGUACGUCGACAACAAGGCAACCAUUGCCUUGUGCCAGGAGCACAGACUGGAGCACAGGACGAAGCACAUUGCUCUGCGUUACUUUCUAGCUCGAGAGCUACAGCAGCGUGGUCAGCUUCUUCUGCGUUACGUGGCCACUGAGGCCAACACUGCUGAUGUGUUCACCAAGGCGCUUCCGCCUGUUGACCAUCAGCGUUUUUGCACUCUUCUAGGCCUUGUGCCGACUGUUUCUCACUUACUUACUUCUUGA
This is a messenger RNA of Closterium sp. NIES-65, 4668 nucleotides long. The record is from the annotation of a GenBank genome assembly. NCBI's taxonomy places the organism in Eukaryota, Viridiplantae, Streptophyta, Zygnematophyceae, Desmidiales, Closteriaceae.